Molecule: messenger RNA, 992 nt
Organism: Rhinichthys klamathensis goyatoka
Lineage: Eukaryota; Metazoa; Chordata; Actinopteri; Cypriniformes; Leuciscidae
Exons: 4
Coding region: 321-935 (204 amino acids)
Source: RefSeq, a predicted model, not a curated record
GAAAGUUUUGUGGAAUUGAAACCAAACUGGGUUGAGAAAUAUAGAUGGUUGUCAAUGUGUACAGCAGCUGAUUUUGUAUCUAAACGGCUUUGCUUUGGAAAUUUCUUGACAUUUCAGGUUUGCUAACUAAGCAAAUCUGAUGCUAACCACAUUUUAGGAGAACUUUACUUGGAAAAAGCAUGUUUUAUGAUGCCAUUUCCCAUAAAUGUUAUCACAACCAAAACCGGAAAAGCAAAAAGCAGCAGGUAGAAAAGCUAUAAAGGAAAUGAAAACAGCAUUGUGGUUCGAGUCUGUGAACUAUUUGCAACUGUUGAGACAAAAUGGAAAAAUUAAUUUUCUUCUGUGUAAUUUGGAUUGUAAAUAUGCAAACCUCUUCCAGUGAUUUGUCAGUAGGAGGAUCUUCUGUUCUGAGAGUUCGGAUGGGAGAAAACAUCACUCUGAACUGCAGCAUGAGGAACAGAGAUGAAGUCGCCUGGUAUCUUCUCAGAUCUGAAGAACUCGUUCUGCUGAUUUCUGCAGAGAAGGACAAAACCGGGAGAAGACUUCUGACCACUUACAAUCAAAACCGAACUCGUAUGAAAAUGACAGCAGAUAGUUGGGUCACCAGAGUCUCUUUAACUAUUACUGGAGUAAAAAAAUCAGAUUCAGGACUUUAUUUCUAUGGAAUAAAGUCUGACACUCCAGAGAUGCACUUCGACAAACCCAUCAGACUGGAGAUUAAAGAACUGCCAAAAAAAGUGGACAUUACAGUGACGGUGACGGUGACGGAGCGUGUGUUGAUGUUCGCUGGUGUUGGACUGGCUGUGUGUGUGUUUUUUCUGGCUACAGUCGUCGCAGGAGGAAUCAGUUAUCAUCGUGGACAGCAGAAAGGAUGGAAAGCAGCGAAACAAGAAGCUCUGAUGAAUCAAAAAUCAGCUAAAAUGAGCUUAAUUUGACAAUCUGAGCUUUGCACUGCCAGUAAAACCAGCAUCACUGUUAGGAAACACACAUUA